Molecule: messenger RNA, 750 nt
Organism: Equus quagga
Lineage: Eukaryota; Metazoa; Chordata; Mammalia; Perissodactyla; Equidae
Product: olfactory receptor 7D4-like
Exons: 1
Biological process (GO): G protein-coupled receptor signaling pathway
Cellular component (GO): membrane
Molecular function (GO): olfactory receptor activity
Source: RefSeq, a predicted model, not a curated record
UCAAACCUGUCCUUUGUUGACAUCUGCUUCAUCUCCACCACAAUCCCAAAGAUGCUAGUGAACAACCAGAAACAGAGCAAAGAUAUCUCCUACAUAGGAUGUCUCAGUCAGGUGUAUUUUUUUAUUGUUUUUGCUGGAAUGGACGAUUUCCUCCUGACUGUGAUGGCCUAUGACAGAUUUGUGGCCAUCUGCCACCCCCUGCACUACGUGGUCAUCAUGAACCCACGACUCUGCUGCAUCUUGGUUCUGAUGUGUUGGUUGAUCAUUUUAUCUGUUUCCCUGUUUCAUAUUCUACUGAUGGUACGACUGACUUUCUGCAUAGGCACUGAAAUUCCACACUUCUUCUGUGAACUGGCUCAGGUUCUCAAGGUGGCCUGCUCUGACACUCUCAUCAAUAAUAUCUCCUUGUAUGUGGCCACUGCCCUCCUGUGUGCAUUUCCUCUCACCGGGAUCCUCUUUUCUUACUCUCAGAUUGUCUCUUCCUUAAUGAGGAUGUCCUCUGCAGGAGGAAAAUAUAAAGCAUUUUCCACCUGUGGGUCUCACCUCUCUGCAGUCUCCUUGUUUUAUGGGACAAGCCUGGGGGUCUACCUCAGCUCUGCCGUGACCCAUUCUUCCCAGAGAAGUUCAGUCACCUCAGUGAUGUACACUGUGGUCACCCCCAUGCUGAACCCCUUCAUCUACAGCCUGAGGAAUAAGGAUGUGAAGGGGGCCCUGGGAAGGCUCCUCAAUCGAGCAACCCCUUGUGUGUGA